This is a messenger RNA of Ogataea philodendri, 1002 nucleotides long. RefSeq lists its product as uncharacterized. The transcript is spliced from 2 exons. Bases 1 to 1002 code for a protein of 333 amino acids. Lineage: Eukaryota; Fungi; Ascomycota; Pichiomycetes; Pichiales; Pichiaceae. The record is from RefSeq and is a predicted model, not a curated record. Gene Ontology annotation, cellular component: mitochondrion.
AUGUUACGCCUCUCUAUUCGAAGAUUUAGCGCUGUUCCCACGAGAUACAACACACCGCACUUUGACACCCACGUUUUUGUUCAGCGGCUUAAGAACGCCGGGUUUGAUGCCAAAAAGGCAGACGCUGCCGUGGAAAUCCUGUCCAAGUCCAUCAACGACGGUAUCGACAAGUACGCCGCGAACCUGAUUCCGAAAGAAACGCUCAACAAGAUGUCGUACCAGCAAAAGGUGGACUUUGCAAAGUUGAAAGGUGAACUGCAAAUGAUCGACAAAUCUGAGUUCAACACCCUGCGAAACGAACACGAAAGCCUUCGUAGCGACUUGGAAAAAAUGCGCACCAAGUUCAAAGAAGAGCUCAACAAGAGUCUUUCCGGAGUGCGAUUGGACCUGAACUUGGAAAAGGGCCGUGUUCGCGAAGAAAGCUCGAUCUACGACCUGAAGAUUAAAGAAACAGAUACCAGAAUAGACGAGGAAAUAGCCAACAUGAAAGUUCAGAUUGAGUCUGUGAAAACACAGGUGAUGCAGUGGCUGUUUGGUGUUUGCACAGGUACGUUUGCCCUGGUUCUUGCUUAUGUGCGCGUUUCUUCCGAUAGGAGAGACGUUGAUCAUACCCUUUCUGAACUCGAUGAAUGUACCUCUUCUGAUAGGCAAGUCCAAGUCGGCAAGGUACCUGAGGAUGAAUUUCACCAACUCGUUGUACUUCUUGUCUCCGAUCCAUCCGAUGAACGAAGCAGAUUGAAGAGGCUUACCUUGCUUGUAAGCGGUCAAUCCGUUCUCACUGAAACAGUAGUCGAACUGGUCCAACACGUCAGAACCCAACUGCUCAACCUGCUUGGAGAAGUCACUUCCUCCAACGAAACCAACCACACACUUCUUUCUCAAAGCUUGCAGGGUAGCCUUCAUUUCUGGAGAAAUGGUCAAUCUGGCUGGAGUCAGGGUUCCAUCAACGUCGAAAAGACAGAUGGUCUUUGGUUGUUCUCUAUCGGCAAAAGACAUAAUUAA